CUAGUUGGUCUCUUCUGAUGUUCUUUAAGAAGACGGCAGUUGGCCGACCGGCUCCGACUAAGAAUAUCUUUGAUGAGAUUGAUGAUGAGGGAGGACAACAGAGCUCUCCAGCUGACAAUGGAGCCACAACAGAACAGCAACAGUCUGGAGCAACAACAACGGAGGUUGACCCCUUGGAUGCCUUCAUGGCUGGCAUCGAGACUGAGAUUGCGAGAGACAAGGCGGCUACCGACAAUCAACGGCGUGUAUCGUAUGGAAAUGACGAGGAGAUCAUGGGUGAUGAUGACGAGGAGACUGCGGUGGAGGCAUUCGAGAGGCGGAAGAAGGAAGCCGGCAUGAGUUUGGGCAACACGGGAGGUUCGGAUGAGGAUGAUGCCGACACGGGAGUGCUGCCAGAGGAUGAGGUCCUGGAUCGUCGGAAGAAGGCAGUAGACGCAUUACCACCAGUAGAGCAUGAAGGCAAUGAGUAUCCCAUCGUAUACAGAUGGCCCUACAAGCCGCAUCCGGAGGUGACCAAAAUGACGGAGGCGGAAGUGAGAGCCUUCAAUAAGGAGAAGUUCAUAUCAGCAACGGGUCGAGCUGUGCCUAGAGCGGUGGCUACCUUUGAGCAAUGCUGUCCACCAUUGGCUGUGAAGGAAGCGCUUAAGCACGCUAAGUUCGAAAAACCUACGCCCAUCCAAUGUGUGGCUAUUCCGGCAGCAUUGUCAGGUAGAGAUGUGUUGGCUAUUGCAGACACGGGCAGCGGGAAGACUCUCGCCUACUUGAUGCCUUUAAUCAUGCAUAUCAUCUAUCACAAAGAACAUGCCGAUCUGGCUGAUAGACCGGCCCCCACCAAAGACCAUCCGGCGUGCCCGUUCGCAUUGGUUUUGUGUCCGACUCGGGAGCUGGCAGUGCAGAUAGAGAAGACCAUCUACAAGUUGGGGAAGUAUAUCGGAAUCACAAGCACUACCCUUGCUGGAGGUCUAUCGAAGUAUGAACAAUUCAAAGACCUCAGGAAGGGCACUUGCGAUAUCGUUGUGGGGAAUCCGGGAAGAUGCAUUGACAUGGUCAAAGAGCAUGGCAUGUCGCUCACUGGGGAUACAGCGUGGGUUGUUCUAGAUGAGGCGGACAGGAUGCUUAAUAUGGGAUUCGAGAACCAGGUCCGCAGUCUAGUGCAGAGGGUUCGGCCUGAUCGGCAGACUAUGUUAUUCUCGGCGACCAUGCCACCCAAGAUUGAACGCCUCGCUAGAUACAUCAUGCAAGACCCUGUGAGGUUGUUCGUCGGAGCUAGUGCUACCACGGGUGGUGCAGCCCAAGCCGUCACGCAGGAUGUGGUGGUGGUCGAGGAAAAGGACGACAAAUUCAACUGGCUCUCGGAGAAUCUGCCGCACAUUCUGGAUGAUGCCCAGGAGGAGGAUGGGCAAGUGUUGAUAUUCGUGAAUCAAAAGUCUGGCGCGUCCGAGCUGGCAGUGGCCAUACGAGAGUUCAUGUCGCUACCUUGCGAAGCGUUACACGGCGACUCUGAUCAGAACGACAGGAUGAAAAUAAUGGCAGACUUCCGGUCCCGUAAGACGAAGGUGUUAGUAGCGACGGAUGUGGCUAGUAGGGGUCUGGAUAUACCAGCUGUGAAGGAGGUUAUCUGUUAUGAUAUGUCAAAUACCCUCACCACACACACGCACAGGUUGGGUAGAACUGGACGAGCUGGUCAUACAGGCCAUGCUACAACUCUGUUGGUGAGGAAGGAUAAUUCGGCUAAGAUGGCAGCCGAGUUAGUUGAGUUCAUGGAGAAGUCCAAGCAGGCUGUUUCUUCAGCUCUUAUGGAUUUUGCUUUGGAGUUCCCACCCUUUGCUGCCGCUCGAGAGCUUGGUCACAGUGCUGCCAAGGGUUUGCGUAGAGCUGCCGUGGCUGGGGGUCCGCAACAGCGACAUGGCCUAGGGUAUUCGGAAGCUCGUGGAACGAGUAUGAGUUCGGGAGUUGGAAAGAAAUUCAUAUCUUCGCACUCGCAAGAAGAUACUGCUAAGAAGGCAGUCGUUAUUGGUGGUGAUGUGGACCUCAAUGCCUGCGAUGACGAUGACAUUUACGCACCUGGUGUUAAGCGAGCUUUUGGUGACCGCAAUGUGGCCAGCCGUACAGUUGGCUUGGCUCAAUUCCCUUCAUUAGGAAAGAGAGGUAGGGACGAUGGUGGACGUGAAGAGCAUAAAGAUAAACGCGAUAGGAAAUCCAAGUGGGACUGAGCGAAAUUGUUUCUCUAA
This is a messenger RNA of Perkinsus marinus ATCC 50983, 2231 nucleotides long. Its product is annotated as RNA helicase-1, putative. The transcript is spliced from 21 exons. The record is from RefSeq and is a predicted model, not a curated record. Gene Ontology annotation, molecular function: RNA helicase activity; nucleic acid binding; ATP binding. NCBI's taxonomy places the organism in Eukaryota, Perkinsozoa, Perkinsida, Perkinsidae. Bases 18 to 2213 code for a protein of 731 amino acids.